AUGUCGUCGCGCAAGAGCGACUCGGCUCGCAAGAGCGACGCCUCAGCCUCAUCCGCGAGAUUCGCCCCCAUAGACGGCUCCCCAGCCGCCUCGGCCGUCCCAACGCCAUCCCCGGGGCUCGCGAAGCCCUCCAUGGACACCUCGAUGCCGCCCCCGAGCCUGCCCCCUCCUGGCCUCGCGCAGACCCCCGAGGCCGUGCACCCCCUGAGGCCGACGUCGUCGUCGGCGGCGGCAGGGCACGCGUCGGGCGCGGAUCAAUCACAGUCCACGCCGUCCGAGAAGAGCAAGGACGAGGACAAGAAGACGGGCGGCGGCGGGCACCCUAAGGAGGCAGUCACUAUCCCCAUUGAGGAGCUACAACUACCCAAGUCCAUAAUAACCCGUCUGGCCAAGGGCGUCCUGCCCCCAAACACCCAGAUCCAGGCCAACGCAAUCCUGGCCAUGACCAAAAGUGCAACUGUGUUUAUCAACCACCUAGCAAACGCGGCCAACGAGGUUACGACACUCCAAAACAAGAAGACAGUCAUGCCCGCCGAUGUGUUCAGGGCGUUGGAUGACAUAGAGUUUGGGUUCAUGCGCGAGCGCGUAGAAGCCGAGUUUGCAAAAUUCAACGAGGUCCAGACCAGCAAGCGGUCAACCUACCGCAAGAAGGUCGCGGCGGCCAAGAAGGCCACCAAGGGUGCCGGCGAGGAGGGCGCAGAUGCGUCGACGGCAGGCGCCGACGGGGACACGACGAUGGGCGGCGCCGACACGACCGUGAACUCGGUCGCGGACUCGAGCGCGGCGGGAGGGGGCCAGCCGCGCGCGAAGAAGGCCAGGACGGAAGGCAACAACGGCGGCCAGAUGGACGUCGACGAGGAGGUCGCUGACGCCAGCGACCCGGAGAGCGUCCCUGACGAGGAAGCGGACGAAGACGAGGAGGAGGAUGCUGAGGAGGAGGAAGAAGGGGGAGGUGACGAUGCCGAGGACGACGACGAGCUGGAAGAGAGGCAGGGUAGGCCGGACGAGGACGAAGCCCUGGACGAUGGGAACAACAGUGACUAG
This is a messenger RNA of Diaporthe citri, 1044 nucleotides long. RefSeq lists its product as uncharacterized. The transcript is spliced from 4 exons. The record is from RefSeq and is a predicted model, not a curated record. Gene Ontology annotation, biological process: heterochromatin formation; DNA damage response; leading strand elongation. Gene Ontology annotation, cellular component: CHRAC; epsilon DNA polymerase complex. Gene Ontology annotation, molecular function: chromatin DNA binding; protein heterodimerization activity. NCBI's taxonomy places the organism in Eukaryota, Fungi, Ascomycota, Sordariomycetes, Diaporthales, Diaporthaceae. The coding region runs from base 1 to 1044 and encodes 347 amino acids.